UUGCGGGUACUGUUCUUUCCAACCCAUCUUUUCAUGGAGAGAAUACACGUCGCCGUCCGGCCAAGGCCCCUAUCCUCUGAGGAUGCUAAGACCAGCCCUUGGAGAAUCUCCGGCAAUUCCAUCUUCAUCCCUAACCACUCCACCAAGUUUGAAUUCGAUCAAAUUUUCCGCGAAGAUUGUAACACAUUUCAAGUAUAUCAAGCUUGCACCAAGGACAUAGUUGCCGCUGCUGUUCGUGGGUUCAAUGGAACGGUUUUUGCUUACGGACAAACUAAUAGUGGGAAAACCCAUACAAUGAGGGGCUCGCGAACAGAACCGGGGGUCAUCCCUCUUGCGGUGCAUGACUUGUUUGAGAUUAUUCAACAGGAUGUUGAUCGAGAGUUCCUUCUUCGAAUGUCAUACAUGGAAAUCUAUAAUGAGGAGAUAAAUGAUUUAUUGGUUCCUGAACAUAGAAAAUUGCAGAUUCAUGAGAAUCUAGAGCGUGGAAUAUAUGUUGCUGGGUUGCGUGAAGAAAUUGUUGCCUCUUCUGAGCAAGUCCUUGACCUCGUGGAGUUUGGAGAAUCUCAUAGACAUAUUGGAGAGACAAAUAUGAAUUUAUACAGUAGUAGGUCGCAUACUAUUUUUCGCAUGAUUAUUGAGAGUCGUGAUAGAAGUGAAUGUGAAGAAAAUGGCAAUUGUUGUGAUGCUGUCCGUGUGUCAGUGUUGAAUUUAGUGGAUCUUGCUGGUUCAGAACGUGCCGCAAAAACUGGAGCUGAAGGUGUGCGUCUCAAAGAGGGUUCCCACAUAAACAAAAGCUUAAUGACUUUGGGAACUGUGAUUAAAAAAUUAAGUGAAGGUGCUGAGAGCCAAGGUGGUCAUGUUCCUUAUCGAGAUAGCAAGCUUACACGAAUCCUACAACCUGCACUGGGGGGAAAUGCUAAUACAGCUAUGAUAUGUAAUAUAACUCUUGCUCAGAUACAUUCAGAUGAGACUAAAAGCAGUCUCCAAUUUGCUAGCAGGGCAUUACGUGUCACAAACUGUGCCCAAGUCAAUGAGAUUUUGACAGAUGCGGCACUGUUGAAACGUCAAAAGAAAGAGAUUGAAGAGCUGCGAGCAAAAUUGCAGGGUUCUCAUUCUGAGCAUUUGGAAGCUGAGGUUCUGAGCCUUCGAAAUACAUUAUUACAGACUGAACUGGAGAGGGAAAGAAUAGCUUUGGAGUUGGAAGAGGAGAAGAAAGCUCAAGCUGAAUGGGAAAAGAGAGUAAAGAGCAGGCCAGGAAAAUUGAAAAUUUGA
Molecule: messenger RNA, 1272 nt
Organism: Neltuma alba
Lineage: Eukaryota; Viridiplantae; Streptophyta; Magnoliopsida; Fabales; Fabaceae
Product: kinesin-like protein KIN-7O
Exons: 13
Coding region: 34-1272 (412 amino acids)
Biological process (GO): microtubule-based movement
Molecular function (GO): ATP binding; microtubule motor activity; microtubule binding
Source: RefSeq, a predicted model, not a curated record